Messenger RNA from Podospora pseudocomata, 393 nucleotides. RefSeq lists its product as uncharacterized. NCBI's taxonomy places the organism in Eukaryota, Fungi, Ascomycota, Sordariomycetes, Sordariales, Podosporaceae. The coding region runs from base 1 to 393 and encodes 130 amino acids. The transcript has a single exon. The record is from RefSeq and is a predicted model, not a curated record.
AUGUCCCAACCACCAAACAUCUACAUCAUCGGCGCUCAAUGCACAGGCAAAACAACCCUCGUCAAAAACCUCCACGCCAAUUUUGAGUCCAACUCCUCCCACGAACCGCCAGUCCUGAUCAUCGAAGUCGCCCGCACAGUUAUCAAGCAGCACUCCUUCACAGUAGCCGACGUCGUCAACCCAGACAGAAGCAUCCAGCUCCAAAGCCUGAUCCUACAAGCACAAGCCUCCGCCAAGAGACAAGCCACCCAAACCGGGCAAUGGUUCAUCUCCGACAGAUCAGGAGCUGACCCAAUCGCCUACCCCUUGCGAUAUGUAGAAGAAAGACGGGCCAACCAAUUGAUCCAGUCGGAUGAUGGGGUUAGGUUGAAGCCGGAGGAUGUGGAUGAUUGA